AUGGGUCUCUUUGCUGGACACGGAGCCCUCGACCAGGCCGAACUGGAUAAUUUCGGCGUCGAUUGGGUCAUCCACUACUCGUUCGAGGAUGUCGAGCUCUCCCAGGCGAUUCAAGAGUUUCGUACUUUAAUCCACGACCUUCAAGAAGCGCAUCUCCAGGUUCAAGUCCGUCAUGGCUAUGGCGCCUCCCUACUCGUCUGCAUUCGUGUUCCACCUGAUCUGUUAGGCAACCUGGUACACAAAUCUCGUGUCAAGGACUGGCUCCAUGGAAUCAUCCACGAAUUCCCUGAGGGCGGAGACGAGGGCGAAACUGACGCCGACACUCCUGCGGAGGCCCUCAGAUCUGUUUACCAUGCGGUGACAUGGCAAAAGCAUCUUGGAGGCGCUGGAAUUACCCCCAAGGUGGGCCAAUGGAAGAAUAUUACGGCGGCUAUUCCUCUGCAUGACCGCUCCGCCAACGCGGAGCUGCUCCGGAAAUGGAGUCGGACUAUUUUCUUGACGGCCGAGGAUCUUGACGCCAUUCGCGCAUUGUAUGGCGAGAAGGUUGCUUUCUACUUUGCCUUCAUCCAUUGCUAUUCCUGUUUCUUGAUCUUUCCGGCCGUCUGGGGCAUCUUCUCAUGGUUUUACCUGGGCCCCUAUUCGAUUACGUGUGCGGUGGUGACUUGCAUCUGGGGGAUCGUGUUUAUCGAAUACUGGAAAACCCGCGAGCUCGAUCUGAGCUUGCGCUGGAACGUCAAGGACGUAGGAUUCCUAAAGGUGAACCGACCAGAAUGGGUUUGGGACCGAGAAUUCCAAAACCCGCACACCGGCGAGACCAUCCGCGUGUUUUCGGCUCAUAGGCAGUUUGCUCGCCAACUCCUGAUGAUCCCCUUUGCGACCGUGGCGAGCUUGGCAUUGGGGAGCCUGAUCAUCCUAUCAUUUGCUCUGGAAAUCUUGGUCUCGGAAGUAUACAAUGGCCCAAUGAAGGCUUACCUGGAGUUUCUGCCGACCGUUCUGUUUUCGCUCUCCUUGCCCUCCAUCACCAAUAUCCUGACGGAGUUUGCGAAGCGCUUGACCGACUACGAGAACUACCGCACGCAGGAUCAAUACGACCUGGCACAGACGGCCAAGACAUUUGUGAUGCACUUUAUUACGGCCUUUUUGCCCACGCUACUUACCGCAUUUGUGUACGUCCCGUUUGGAAGCAGGAUUGCUCCCUAUCUUGACACUCUGCGCUCUUACGGGCUCCUUUCUGCCAAUCUUGCCCGCGAAAUCCACAUCGACACUUCCCGACUGCAACAGGAAGUGAUCUAUCUAUCCGCGACCGCUCAGAUCCUGAACUUCGGCGAGGAAAUUGUGCUUCCCUAUGUCAAGCAAACCUUGAUGCACAAGUGGCGCGACUGGCGCGAAGGUCGGGACUCUUCGCGUCCUCGCGGCUACUCUCAGAGAACGGACCAACUCCUAGUGGACGCUCCGGAAGAAGCUGGUUUCCUUUCUCGUGUCCGUGACGAAAUCGACGCGGACGAAUACGACGUUCAUGAAGAUAUUCUCGAGAUGUGCGUGCAGUUCGGCUCUCUCGCUCUCUUUGGGGUUGCAUGGCCUUUGGUGUCACUGGGCUUCCUGGCCAACAACUGGCUGGAACUACGGGGCGACUUCUUCAAAUUGAGCUUGGAGUGCCAAAGACCUGCCCCCAUCCGCGCCGACUCGAUCGGACCAUCUCUCCUGGGUCUAGAAGUUCUCAGCUGGCUCGGUACCUUGUCCACAGCUGCCAUCGUGUACCUCUACCGCGCUGGUCUCCAGGAAGUUAACAUGUCGUCCCUUCUUCUUACCCUUCUCCUUGCCGAAUGGGCCUACGUUGGCGUUCGCUUCAUCGUGCGGAGCGGACUUGAAAGAAUUAGCUUCAUAUCCCUUCGUCGCGAGGAGUCGAAGCGAUACGCCAUGCGCAAACGCUUCUUGGAAGCCACCUCGGGCCGGGUGUCCCCUCGGGCUAAACCGCGGGUUCGGUUCCAGGACCGGGUUAGCGUUUUCUCCUCGUCCACUGAUGUCCCUGGUACUAAGGAAGACUUCCUGCAUCCAGGGCAUCACCAUGAAAUGGGCCGCGGAGGACGGUUCUGGUCGUGGGCUCCCAAUGAGACAGCGGACGCAGGCGUUCGGCUGAUCAAGGCCCUGAACACUAACAUGGAUGGUUCGAAGACCGGGCCUGUAAAGGGCGCCAAGGGCGCUUGA
Aspergillus niger is the source of this 2205-nucleotide messenger RNA. RefSeq lists its product as uncharacterized. The record is from RefSeq and is a predicted model, not a curated record. The coding region runs from base 1 to 2205 and encodes 734 amino acids. Gene Ontology annotation, cellular component: cortical endoplasmic reticulum. Gene Ontology annotation, molecular function: chloride channel activity. Gene Ontology annotation, biological process: chloride transmembrane transport. The transcript has 4 exons. NCBI's taxonomy places the organism in Eukaryota, Fungi, Ascomycota, Eurotiomycetes, Eurotiales, Aspergillaceae.